CAAGCCACAACCUUUUUUUUUUCUACUCUCUUUAUCUAAUCUAAUUGAAAUUCAAAUCUCUCCUUAAACUCCUAUUGCUUCCAUUUCCUCAACUAUUUCUCUCUUUGUCAUUUACCACCCAUUCUCUAGGUCCUAUGGGUACAUGUUUGAGCAAGAAGAAUGGGUCCUCAACCUCACCCAACAAGUCAGUUUCUCAGCAUAGGAAUUCUGAGAACAGUGUCAUUGUCACCUUGUCCAAACCCACUGAGCCAGAACUGAGCCUCAAGAACAAGACACCACAAGAUGAAGUGAAGAAAGAGAUAUUCAUCAUCAAACCAAGGAAUAGCCAUGAUGAUAGAGAAAAAACAACAACAACAUCAAAAACCCAACCUUUCAUUGCUCAGUCACCAGCACCAAAACAAGGUGAUGGGGUUUUCAUGACCAAUGAAGAAACAAUGGUUGUUAACAAGACCAUUGCACCAUCCACACCAAGCAUUGGUAUUGUGGGAGUGAGGACUUCAAGCUGCACUAAAGAAGAGGUGGAUGCAAUUCUGAUCCAGUGUGGGAGGCUCAGCAGAAGCUCUUCUGGGAGAAAGUACUCUGGCUCCAAGAGAAGUUUUGAUUUUGACCACUGUGAUAAUGACACUACUUCUGCUGAGGAUGACCAAAGAAAGUCCAAGGGCAAUGGCAAUGGCAGGGAGGAGAAUGAUGUGGCGGCGGAGAGCUGCCGCCACCGCCAGUCCCCGAGGCGGUCGUCUCAGGGAAGGAGAAGGACUCCAAGUAGGGAAAGAGACCAAUCCAAUGGCAGAGAAAGGAGAGUGAGUAGAUCUCCUGGUAGAAGAUCAUCUGACACCACCAAUACUACAAAUGCAAGCAACAACAACAACAACACAAGUUCUAGGCCUGGGAAAAUGGUGUCUGUUCCAGCCACUGUUUCAUCUUUGGUUAUGGAUAAGAGCAACAGCUGUGGUGGAGAUUCUGGCACCAAGAAGAUCACUACUGUUAAGAGGAAUGUUGGUGAUGCUGGUUCAAAGGGUGCUGCAUCACCACGUGCUCAAUCUCCUGCUAGAGUUAAUGGAAAUGUGGGAAGGGAUAAAAUGUUGAAUGAGAAUCUGCAGCAGCAGCACCAACAACAACCCUCUCUUAGCCGUAAUAACUCUUCAAGGAAAGUAGAACAAUCUCCUUACAGAAGAAACCCUCAGAGUGAGGUGGAUCAUAACUCUUCAAGAAAAGCUGAACAAUCUCCUUAUUCUAACAGCAAGGUGCAACAAAACAAGCCCAAGAUUGAAGCAGAAGCCAUUCAGAAACCAAAUGGCAGAGUUGCAUUGGAGAAGGGUGUGAGUGUGAAUUGCAAGACAAAGGAGCAACAUGAGGAAGAAGAGUCUUCAGUGCCUAUUAGUGCUGUUGUGAAGACAACAGCAGUGUCAUCAGGGGUUGACAACCUUAAACCCCAAGGCUUAACAAGAAGCAGAUCUUCUAGAAGAUCUAGAGACUUAGACACCAAUGCUACAAACUCCUAUGCCUCCCUACUACUUGAGGACAUCCAAAAUUUCCAUCAAAAGAACACACAACAACAACAACAACAACCUUCUUCUGUUUCUCUCCCAGCUUGUCUCAACAAGGUAUGCUCUAUCCUUGAAGCUGUUGCUGAUCUCAACUCCACCACCAGCUCAAAUUUCACUGAGGACAAGAGAAGUCCAUCCACUCAGCAAUCCAAUAUUAGGAAUGAUGAGUACUAUGGAAAGAAAGUGGCAGGUUCCAACAAGGACCCUUUUGUGGAAUCUGAGGUAGCUGUUAGUGAUGAUGUGAUGGAACCAAGCUUGCACAAGUAUGUGACAGUGAAAAGAGGUGGUGGUGUAGUAGUAGAAGACAUGGAGGACCAAGAGUCUUCAGGAAGCAACAGCUUCACUGUGAGUAGUAGCAGUGGCCAACAUCACUGGGGGAACAACAUUUCUUGUUCUUCAUCAUGGGAACCAAAUUCUGCUGACUCCACCGAUUGCUGGACUUCUUCAAGAUUGAGCUCCAGAGAGGAGGAGGCUCAGAAAACACCCUUAGGAUUGGGAUGUAGUUUGUCAUCUGAAGCCAAGAAGAAGAAGAAGGGUUUGAACAGCAAAAGGAGAGAGUGUGAUCAUGAACAUAGCGGUGGCAUUGGACGUGGCAGGCUUGGUUCCAAUAAAGGGGUGUGUGUGUGAUGAUGAUGAUGAUAUCAUGAUACCAUGAAUUUUCACCUUUUGUGAUGUAUGUUAGAUGUUCAAUGAGGUGUUGACAUUUCUUCUGUUUGGAGUUGCGUACUUGCAACUGUUUCUUGUUUCAGCAAGGCCAAUUCAAGUUGAUCUCUCUCAUCUUUGUCAUGUUACUUGUGCUGUUUAUGAACAAUUUGUCAUUCUUCCUAAAGUUGUGGUGUGUGGUGGUAGCAUUAUGUUUACUCUCUUCGUCUUUUCGAAUAGGCAAUUAGACAGGAAGAUUGCAAACUCAA
Glycine soja is the source of this 2455-nucleotide messenger RNA. RefSeq lists its product as uncharacterized. Bases 135 to 2171 code for a protein of 678 amino acids. The transcript has 2 exons. The record is from RefSeq and is a predicted model, not a curated record. Lineage: Eukaryota; Viridiplantae; Streptophyta; Magnoliopsida; Fabales; Fabaceae.